AAAGAAUAGGAUUGAAUGAUUCAAGAUAUUGUUUUAUAGAUUAAUUUCUGUUCAUUUUGAUUGAGGGAAUCUAGAAGGACUCUAAUACUUCCAGGUAGACUUUGAACUUGAUAAAACCAAGUGGACCAGUGGAAGAAGGUCAAAUCAUCACUGACUUGAUUCUGAGACUUUCCAGACUCCAGAACCUUAAAAUCUGAAACAAAUGCAUUUUUAUUUUUAGAGUAUUUAUUAAGACCUGUGAGCAACAAUCCUGUCCUGUUUGACCCAGGUACGAUACGUCCAGUGUUUCUAGUUGUCGUUAUGAAUUGCUUGACAAAUGUUUUCUAUCACACUUUUCCUUCCACUCAACUUUCUAUUACUCAUGUAAUUUCCUUGGAUACAGACUUAGCAAUGACUUUUCUUGUGGAGAUUAUCAGUCAGCAGUUAUGAUCUCGAUUUAUAACACUGCUUUUCAUAUUGUGAAAAAGGAAAUGGGAGUUUAUGGGGCUGUGUGGCACAGAAAUUUCACAUUUAUUAUGUGUUUUUAAAUCACUAAUGAUGAAAAAGCCUGAUUUGAAAACAUCUUGAUUUGGUUUCAAAGUCGUGUUUGAAAAAUAACAUUAGUAAAAUAAUCGACAUAUUGGGUUUGAUAAAAAAGAACCCUAACUGCCUAAUGGAUCUAAUUAGCAUCAUACCUAAAUGUAUAAUUUAUUUAUUUUUAAAUAAAUAUCAGACAAAAAAAAUGGGUAUUUAAUGAGUAGACUGGGGGGAAAAAAAUACAUAAUUACAAAAUAACACUUUUCCAAAUCCAACUUUUAAGUACAAAAUUUAUGAAACUAACAUUUUUAAGUAUCGUAAGUAAAUGUUACUUCAGAGACUUUUUGGAAACAAAUUACUUGUAGGAGGAGUUUUAUUGCACCAUAUUUUGACGUUUUAGUUGAGAAAUAUAAUUGUGAAGCAUUGCUAGUCUUACUUGAGUGAAAUUUCUGGACCCUCUGCUCACUGUGACUAACUUCACUGAAUAAAGAAGAUUGUUUUAACUAAAAAUGCACCAGACACAGAGACAAACCCACAGUUUAUGUCAAAUGAGACCUCGGCUUUAUUCGCAAGCUCUGUUGUUCUGAUGUUAUUUUCUAUUUGCUGAUUGCUUUAUAGGAAAUUAAAAUUUGUAUAUAUAAAGAAAUAUACAUUUAGUUUUCAGAAAACCCUCAACAUAACGCUUUAAAUCCCACCUCUGAGUGCAUAUCGCCCUGCAGGCGAGUCUCCCUUCCUGAGCGGUAGGUGGCGGUAGAGAGCCGCUUUUCGACAGAGGAAGUGAAGAAGAGAACUUGCUGUUAGCUGUGCUAACUGGAAGAUGUUGGCUUGGAAGCGACAGCUGUGCUGUCUGGCGGACUGACAGAUGCCUUCACCAUGAUGCUGGGCCACGCCGCGCUGCUCGUCGCCCUCUUCCUGCCGCAGGCCGGAAGCUUCCUGAGCCCCGCCGAGGAUGAUGGCAUCCCCGAGGAGUGGGUUCUGCUCCACGUGGUCCAGGGUCACAUUGGAGCCGGGAACUACAGCUACCUGCGCCUCAACCACGACGGACGCAUCAUCCUGCACAUGCAGAGCCUCAAAGGUGACGCAGACCUGUACGUGUCUGACAAAACGCUCCACCCGAACUUCGACACCUACAAGCUGCAGUCGGUGACCUGUGGCCAUGACGUGGUGGUCGUCCCUGGCGACUUCAAGAGGCCCGUGGGGAUCGGCGUCUACGGCCACCCGUCGUACCAUGAGAGCGAGUUUGAGAUCCGGGUGUUUUACGACCAGUCGGUGCCGCAGGACCCGUUCGAAAAGGGGUCGGACGGACAAAUCGAUAAGAAACCCCCCCAGGGAGCGGACAACUUUCAAGAGGAGGAAUCGAUCUUUUGGACUAUACUGAUCGGCCUUUUAAAGCUUAUACUUGAAAUUUUGUUUUGAAAUUUGUUGCCCCUACGAUGCUGGGAGACAGAUUGGCAUUUGACUUGGUCAGCACUGAAAAUAAAUGAUUUGUAGUAGACAUAGUAUGUCUACUAUGAUAUCCUCCAGAACUAAUGCCUUUUUAAAUUGCAGUCAAACAUACAGAAAUAACCAGGUAGUAGAUAAAUUCACUGGGAACUUUGCUUUGGGCGCACCGAGUGCAGGUGUCUGGCUGAUCUGCCAAUUCCAAUUUUGGUUGGUACGGAUUUAUUUUUUUGUCUGAACUGUAAUUAAGUAUAGCAAGAAAGUUGCUAGGGUGACUAUUGCUAACUGUGAACAUACAGAUAUGAACGGUGGGCGGGGCUGACAGUCAAACCUCUCUCCAAAACGAGGACAGUAGUUGAUUUUUGGUGGAUAAGAUCGGCUGAUCACCAAUCUCCCAAAAUUUAGGAAAUCUACGCCGAUUAACUGGCUGGUUGAUUUAUCGGUGCACAACUAGUGAUGUCUGACACACGUCAAUGUCUGAUCGAUCGCUGUCGUUUCACACUUUGCUUUGGUACGACGGAGCGUUGGGGCCAGACUGGAAGAAUUUGGUUUUCUGAAAUUAUGAGAAUAAAGGGAUAUAAGAAUAAAGGAGUAAUAAUACCAGAAUAAAGUAAUAGUUUUAUGAGAAAUCCUACAAGAAAAUAAAUUGUUACCACUGUGUUAAUAGAGGAGGGAUGUUGAGCAUUUUGUGAAGUUUUAAAAAAAUAAGGAAGUAUCAAUUUAUUAUCAGUAGCAGGACUUUAAAACAAUCGUCUAUCAAAGAAAA
Molecule: messenger RNA, 2722 nt
Organism: Xiphophorus maculatus (southern platyfish)
Lineage: Eukaryota; Metazoa; Chordata; Actinopteri; Cyprinodontiformes; Poeciliidae
Gene: c5h6orf120
Product: chromosome 5 C6orf120 homolog
Exons: 2
Coding region: 1390-1932 (180 amino acids)
Source: RefSeq, a predicted model, not a curated record